AUGCAAUUGAUGAGACAUUUGUUUGCGCUAUGCGCACUGGUGUACAGUUGUCUCGCUUUGCAAGCUAAGAAUGUUCAUUUGACUUUCCCAGGUUCUCAGAGAAGAGGUAUAUUGCUUGGUGAUAUUGAGUCCCAAACUCAGAAAUUGGAAGAACCCGUUCAAGUGAAUGCUCAGGAUGAGUCAUUGGAGCUCAAUUUCGCGGUCAGUCCCGCUGAAAAGCCAGAACAGGUCGAAUUACUAGUUGGAUUGCCCGAACGUGGUUUGGAGGUUGUUUAUGAGCCAAAGAUCACUGAUAAUAAGGAAUUGAUAAUGUACAGAUUUAGUAUUGAUGUUUCAAAGAUCCCUAAAGCGUUGUUGCAUUAUUCCAAGGACGACGAGGAGCCAAUAUCUGUUUCGAUGAUCCUGGCUAGCCCUGAAAGCGAUAAUGUUUUCGUUCCAGUAUUUGAUAUGAGUUUAACCUUUAAUGAUGAGGUGGAAUAUACAGAACCUGUAAGAUACGAAGCCAAACCAGAGAUUCGCCAUGUGUUCAACCCUGAACCAAAAACAGUUCCUUGGCCAUUGGCUCAAGUAUUCGUCUUUAUCAUCUCGUUGGUCGUCUUUGGACUCGUCAUCGCAUUGAUGUCCUCUGGUGCUCUGAAUUUUGGGAACUUGCCCCUCAACUUCAAUAUCGUCUAUUUCUUUGCAUUUAUCGGGUCCAUCAUUGGGUUCGAGUACAUUUUCAUCCAAUACUACAUUGGUAAAAGUAUCUUCGAGACUCUUCUGGCGGCAUUGUACUUGGGAUUCCCAGCACUAUGGGUGGGUACUAAAUUCUUAAGAAUUUUCAAAUGCACAUGA
Torulaspora delbrueckii is the source of this 834-nucleotide messenger RNA. It is a transcript of the gene SWP1, whose product is annotated as dolichyl-diphosphooligosaccharide-protein glycotransferase. The coding region runs from base 1 to 834 and encodes 277 amino acids. Gene Ontology annotation, biological process: protein N-linked glycosylation. The record is from RefSeq and is a predicted model, not a curated record. Gene Ontology annotation, cellular component: membrane; oligosaccharyltransferase complex. The transcript has a single exon. Lineage: Eukaryota; Fungi; Ascomycota; Saccharomycetes; Saccharomycetales; Saccharomycetaceae.